Molecule: messenger RNA, 1509 nt
Organism: Apiotrichum porosum
Lineage: Eukaryota; Fungi; Basidiomycota; Tremellomycetes; Trichosporonales; Trichosporonaceae
Exons: 4
Coding region: 1-1509 (502 amino acids)
Source: RefSeq, a predicted model, not a curated record
AUGCCGCCAUCCGAGCGCACUCCUCUUGUGGCCUCGAGCAUCUACCCGCCCCAGUGCGAGCCUCUCGAAGACCGCGCCGCCGCGCUCCUGCGCAGCGGCGUCGGCCGCUCGCUCAGUGCAAACGUUGAUCUAACCCACGAACUUGCGUCGGCCUUGUAUGCUCUCCACGUUGUGGAGCGGCACGAUCGCGCUCGUGGGUCUGCUCGUGCGGCCGCUUUUCGUGCUUCAGAGACAGCGCGCACCCGCGCCGCACUCCGCGAUCAUGCUGUGGCCGCCCUCGAUGCCGCCCUCGAGUAUGCGGGCGGCAACGCCGGUGACCCAGAGGGCAAGGACGACGACGACGACGAUGUACUCGAGCUCUCCCGCCCGCUCCCUAUCAAGGAGGAGCGCAACACUACAGUCGCCGCCCUCCUCGCUCACCAUACCACCCCCGACCCCGUUCUCGAACACCCCUUGAUCCGUGCAUCUCUACCUCGUGCAUGGUCACGGUCUCGCCGUAGCCGGCGUGAACCAGCCCGCAGCCUCCGUGGGCUCCUGGACCGAGCCGUCACCCCUGCCCGUGCACACGUGCUUGAGCUAGUGGCCAGCCUCGUGUUUAUUGCCCUCACGUUCGUGACUGCGCUUGUACCCGACAUUGAUGUGCGACCUGAUACGAGUGGCGCGACCACCAUAGUCUGGUGUGUCUGGGCCUGGGCAUCGCUUCUCGGAUCCAUGGUGGACGCGGCCCACCGCCGUCGCGGACCUAGCUCCUCCACGCACCUGGUGCUCAUGCUCCCUGCUCAACUCGCCGGUGUGCUACUCCCUGUCUUCCCAUCCUUUGCCAUCUUCCUCCGCACACUCGCGAUCCCAUGCUGCACGCUGGCUGUGGUCCUCCCUUCGGCUCCGUCGGUCCCGUUCCUCCUGCCUCACCGCCUGCUGCCACUCUCGAUCAUGCUGGCCGGCAUCCUGGCACGUGGCGCCAAGGCGGCCGCCCUCUUGAUUCCGCUCGCUGCCGGUCUCUGGGCGCUGUUUGCGUACGCUCUCAACGGCGACGUGUGGCGUGCUGGGUCGAUCAACUCGAUCGCUAGCGUCGGCGGCGGUGGGCCAAUCGAGGUUGGUGUGGCACCUUUCGAGACCCGUGUCGCCCUCUUCGUCACCCUCGUCCUCGUCCUCGCCCUCUCAGCGGCCCUCUCCAUCCUCCGCGCCAUGGCCCCCUCCAACGACAUCCACGACGGCACGUGGGAGGCAGAGUACGGACCGGCUAUCGGUUUUGCUUCUCGCCGUGCCCUUGCCGCCGCCGUGGCGCGCUACCUGCCACCGUCGUCGGAUGCUGCCCCACCUUCCCCGCCGUUGCCAGUUCCUCUCAACGUCUUUGUUCUCCCUCUCGACAUUCUGGCCGGGUUCUGGCGUCUCGCUCGCCACGAGCCACCAUUCGGCAUCCGUCGUGCUCGCGGUUGGAUCGCCCUCAUCAUUGUUGGAGUCCCCUGUCUUUUGCUUGCCCCCGUAGGCGCCUUCCUCCCCCACUGGUAA